AUGCCCAAUAGCAAAGAGUUUGUGUAUUGUGCUGAUAUUGAAAACAGCUGUAAAGAAUCCAAAUGUCAAAAAAUCCACUUAGAAGAUUAUUUAGAACUAACAAAAAAAAUAUUUUGGAAAAAUCAAAAACCGAUUAUUUCAACCAUUAACAACAAUUAUCCCUAUCCAUAUAGUCCUGAGACUCCGAGAACAAAAAUUUCAAUAUCUAAGUUUACUCCACACUUUUAUGGUAUUAUUAUUGAAGAUCAUUUCAAAUUUAUCAAAAAUGGUAAAACCGAACCUGACUGGGUUUUAAUGAAAGUUGGUUCAACAAGUAGAUUAGAUAAAAAUAAAAGGGUGACCGAAGUAGGAAAUCAAAUUAAGAAAAAUUUAAAAAUAGAUACAGAUGGUCUUAAAACCGAAUUCAAUAUACCCAUAGAUGCACUUAACUUUAACUACCCAACUGAAGUCGAAGAUAAAUUAAGAGAAAAAUUGGGUUUUAUAAUUUCCCCAGAUACCGCCAAAUCACUAAAUUUACCUGUUCCAACGGAGUGGAUCCUUUUUAAUAAAAACUUAAAAAAAAAUUUUCUUAUUUUAGAUUUACCAAAUUUAAAUUCAAAAGUUGAAUCUAGAGAGUUAGUUCUUUCAGAAGAUCAAAGUGAAAUUGAUAUCAAUGGAACCAUUCUGCAAGAAAUUUCUGAUGUAAGGACAACUGUAAACAAUUUUUUGGUUAAAAAGGAGACAGAGUUAGGAAAUUUAAAAAAAACUUUGCAAGAAAGUUUGGAAGGGGAAAAAAAAGAUUCUCAUCCAGACAAUCAAACUGAAAUUGAUCUCAAUGAAGAGUUAGAGCUUUUAAAAAAGAAAAUAGAAGAUUCCCAAAAAUCUUUUAAAAUGUUAAAAAAACAAUUCGAUAUAAUAGAAACUUUAUUUUCAAAAAAAAAAUUAACUUUAGAAGAUUGCUUUUUAUUUAUUGAAACCUCCAAUAGACUCUCUUUAAGAAGCAUUAGGGAUAGUGGUGUUAGAAAAAGUGCUUCUUUUCCAAAAGAUGGACUAUUAUUAAAAAUAAAAGAUAAAACAUUUAAAUUAACUCUAGUAAAAUCUCAAAUCAUCGGAGAAGAAGAGACAAAGCCAAAAGAAGAGACAAAACCAAAAGAAGAGACAAAGCCAAAAGAAGAGACAAAGCCAAAAGAGGAGAUCAAUGCAAAAGAAGGGGCCAAGGCAAAAGAGGAGACCAAAGCAAAAGAAGGAACCAAAGGAAAAGAAGAGACCAAGGCAAAAAAAGGGACAAAAGCAAAAGAAGAAAAGAGCACAAAAAAAAAUUAA
Molecule: messenger RNA, 1302 nt
Organism: Dictyostelium purpureum
Lineage: Eukaryota; Evosea; Eumycetozoa; Dictyosteliales; Dictyosteliaceae
Exons: 1
Coding region: 1-1302 (433 amino acids)
Source: RefSeq, a predicted model, not a curated record